This is a messenger RNA of Rhizoctonia solani, 1653 nucleotides long. Its product is annotated as carbohydrate esterase family 10 protein. Bases 1 to 1653 code for a protein of 550 amino acids. The transcript has 3 exons. Lineage: Eukaryota; Fungi; Basidiomycota; Agaricomycetes; Cantharellales; Ceratobasidiaceae. The record is from RefSeq and is a predicted model, not a curated record. Gene Ontology annotation, molecular function: carboxylic ester hydrolase activity.
AUGAAAUUGAGUGUACCUGGCAUUUCUACCGUGACGAACUUUAGCGAUAAAUACUGGGAUGCCACUGGCUUGACAUCUGCACCAGGUGCUGGUCUCAUCCCCUUUCUUGUCACGAUGGUCUUCUGGCAACGCGCAUCCGCUCUCCUAUUCACCUGUGCCCCUCUUAUCAACGCGGCUACGCUCUCAGUGCGCGACACGUCCGUGUCAUCUGACGGGUUGUUAGUCAACACAGCGUCUGGGAAGGUUCAGGGAUUUUACAAUAAUACUGCUCACACCGUCCGUGCCUUCCUGGGUGUGCCCUUUGCAGCUGCCCCCACUGGUUCUCUACGAUUCCUCCCUCCUCAAAAGCGUCAACGUUCGUCGAGCACAAUCCAGGCAACGUCAUGGCCACCCUCAUGUCCCGGCCUGUAUACCAACGAUACGACCGUAUACUCGCUGUUGCCGUACUUCCCUAUCGCUGGGUAUGAUGAGGACUGUCUGUCCAUCAACGUUUGGACACCGAGUACGUCCCGCUCAAAGAAAGGGCAGCUCUUUCCGGUGAACAUUUACAUCUACGGCGGUUCAUUCGACCAGGGCGGGACAUCCAUCCCUACCUACGAGGCCACUGAUUUGGUUGCAAACCACGAUGUCGUGUCCGUUCACAUCAACUACCGAGUGACGAUAUUUGGCAACCCAAAUUCCCCUUACCUCGCUGCCAAGGGUAGUUCAACUAACGUUGGGCUUCUGGACCAGCGCUUCGCCAUCGAGUGGCUCCAAAAGAAUGUUGCUGCGUUUGGAGGCGACCCCAAGCGUAUGAUUGUGUUCGGUCAGAGUGCUGGUUCAAUCAGUGCCGGCUACCUUCCUUUCGCCUACCCGAACAACCCUAUCAUUACUGGGAUCGGUGAACUCAGCGCAUCUAUCCUUAUCCCUAACGCCGCCGUUAUUAUGCCUGAGAUUGCACAAGGCAAUUUUACCGACCUUGCGACCACUGUCGGAUGCGCCUCAGGUACCGACAAGCAAAUCUUCGAGUGUAUGCAAAAAGUCCCUUGGAAGACGCUCAUAGAUAAUAUCGUCGGUCAUACAGAAAAGAACUACCUGUUCCGCAUUGUUGCAGAUGGUAUUACUGCAUUUAACGACAUUCCUACUAGAAUCGCAGCUGGUAAACUCGCCAAGAUACCCCAGUUUAGCGGCCAGUUGGAUCAUGAAGCCGACUCGCUCGUUCCGUUCAGUUUUGACGGCAUCAACCAGACUGCUGCGGAUGAGUUUACCUAUAACAUCAUCGUUUGCCCGGCGGUGAGGGAGGCACAGCUUCGUGUUAACGCUGGGCUCACAACUUUCCGCUACCGCUACUCUGGCGUUUAUCCCAACCUUUCACCCUACCCUUUUAUUCGCGCAUACCACACUUCAGACGUACCUAUGUGGUUCGGCGCAGUGAACACGGUUCGGGGGCUCAAGGAGAAAACCACAGCCGAGCAAAAGAAACAAUCCGCAUACAUGCAGGGUGCAUUGGCGGCGUUUACCAAGGACCCAAAGGAAGGGUUGGCCAAGUACGGGUGGCCACUCUACCAAGGCAACAAGGGCAAGACUUUGGUUCACUUGGAUCCAAGCAACAGCUCAAAGCUUGUCGUGCUUGAGAACCCGGCCGAGUUUGAUGCCCCUUGUGGUUCCACAUAA